UUCUUGUUAUUUACUGCUCUACUGGACAACAUGGCUGCGCCCAUAAAAUAAUUUUUUGAAAUUGUCACUUUCUAGAAUUUACGAUUUUAUUUUAGACAAAAGAUUUGUUAUAUCGACUAAUUAUGUCUGCCAAACCACUUAAAGUCUUGGCUUGUGGUGAUGUGGAAGGAAGAUUUACCCAGAUUUUUAACAGAGUCUCAGCAAUUCAGAAAAAAAGUGGUCCUUUUGAUCUUUUACUUUGUGUGGGUGAUUUUUUUGGAAAUAAUGAAACAGAAUGGCAGGAUUACAAAUCUGGAAAAUUAAAAGUUCCCAUAGCAACACUGAUUCUUGGUGCUACAAAUGACAGGCAGGCAUCAUAUUAUACAGAAGAUGGACAGGAGAUGUGUGAAAAUGUCACAUACUUAGGUAAAAAAGGAACAUACACAGAGAGUUCUGGACUUCAGAUAGCGUAUCUAAGUGGAUUGGAAAGUAGUUCUGAAGAGGGAGAUAACUCUCAUUUUGGUAGAAAAGAUACAACAGGUUUGACGUUGCCAGUCAUAGCAGACACCAAAUAUAAAGGAGUUGAUAUAUUGAUAACAUCACAGUGGCCUAAAAAUGUUCAAAAAUAUGCUUCUGCAAUUGAAGGGAUUGAAGAUGGGGAUCAACUGGGGUCAGAAGCAGUAGCAGAAGUAGCCAGAAUAUUACAACCUCGCUAUCAUUUUGCUGGGUUAUCAGGCAUCUUCUAUGAACGACAACCAUAUAGAAAUCAUAAAGUAAUAGCUGAAAGUUCACGGCAUGCAACACGUUUUAUUGGGUUAGCUAAAGUUGGAAACAAAGAGAAGAAAAAGUUUCUCUACGCUUUUAAUGUUGUGCCACUGAAUAAAAUGGAAUCUGCUGAAUUAAAUAAACCUCCUCAAGAUUCGACAGAAUGUCCCUUUCCUUUGUCAAGAUUUUGGUCCUCAAAUCAGAUAGCCGAUACAGAAACCCAAUUUUUCUACAACAUGUCUGGUAAAAACAAACAAGGAAACAAGCACAAGUCAGAUUUUAAGGAUGGUGGUGAUCGAAAAAAACAGAAAAAACAACCUCAAGCAACAGGUCCUUGUUGGUUUUGUUUAGGAAGUCCAGAAGUAGAGAAACAUCUAGUUGUUAGUGUAGGAACAGAGUGUUAUGUGGCAUUAGCAAAGGGUGGUCUGGUACCAGAACAUGUUUUAAUCUUACCAAUUGGUCAUCAUCAAUCAACUGUUUCUUCACCACAAGAUGUACGAGAUGAAAUAGAUCAAUACAAAUCUUGUUUAAAGAAAUGUUUUAAAGAUCAAGGGAAAGGUGUUGUUUUCUUUGAAAGGAAUUUUAGAACACAGCAUUUACAAAUACAGGUUGUACCAAUAGGGGGCAGUGCUAUUCAGGAAGUCAAAGAUACCUUCAUGGAAUGUGCUGAAAGUGAAAGCAUUUCACUUGAUGAGAUUCCAAAACAUUCAGAUUUAAAACAAAUUAUUCCUGUUGGUGUUCCAUAUUUCUAUGCUGAACUACCUCUAGGAGAUAAGCUUCUGCAUCGAAUCUCAAAGAAUUUCCCAUUACAGUUUGGGAGGGAAGUGUUAUGUGAAUCUGGUGUAUUGAACAUGCCGGAACGGGCCGAUUGGAAGAACUGUAAAAUCAGCAAAGAAGAUGAGACUACAAUGACAGCAGACUUUAAAGCUAUGUUCAAACCAUAUGACUUUAGUUUAUUAUGAUAGUUUAUCUUGUCGAUGUUAAAAUGGAAAUAGUGGAUAAAAAGCUGAGGGUAUGAAUUAUCAGUUUCAAGAAUGAUUUGAUACUAUGGAAUGAAGACAACCAUCAAAAGCUUAUUUUCAAAUGAAACGAAAGUAGAGUGAAAAUAUUCAUACCCCAUAUUGCAAACCAGUCCUAGAUCUCUGGUUGGCUAAUCUAAGAAAAGCAAUUGUCAUGUAUCUUACUUGACUAAUAAGUUUGUGCUAGAGACUAUUGUGUCCAGUUGAUCAUCUAAUUAAACUUUUUAUCAUACAAAUCAUACUUUCUAAAAAAAAAAAUUAUCAUAAGUCAUUCAUGUCUCAUUUAUUUUCAAUUUUAAAAGGAAACAUUGACAGGUCACGUCAAUAAGUGACAUGGAAAAUCCCACAGAAUAUCUGAUUUCUGCUUCCUCUGUUCAGUCUAUUUAUUGAAAAAAAGACAAACUGGUCAAUUUAGUUCAGUACCGUUAUAUAUCUAGUAUUUCUAAAGACUGAAAACCAGUUUAAUGUUUUAUUUGUACUGUUCAUUGGAUUCUCUGCAUCAUUUUUACAUACAUGUAAUUUUUGCUUUUAUCAACAGAGCAAGUAUUUCAAAAUCAAAUUUGUAAUAUGGUACAAUGUUAUUUUAUUUUUUAAUUCCAGUCGAGAAAAUUUCUGAGUACAUUUUAACUCACACUAUUUUAAUAAAAGAUGUUAUAUUUUUAUGAAAACUCAAUUUGUAUAUAAAAAAAUACAA
Messenger RNA from Patella vulgata (common limpet), 2457 nucleotides. Its product is annotated as CWF19-like protein 1. NCBI's taxonomy places the organism in Eukaryota, Metazoa, Mollusca, Gastropoda, Patellidae. The transcript has 14 exons. The coding region runs from base 123 to 1706 and encodes 527 amino acids. The record is from RefSeq and is a predicted model, not a curated record. Gene Ontology annotation, biological process: mRNA splicing, via spliceosome. Gene Ontology annotation, molecular function: RNA lariat debranching enzyme activator activity. Gene Ontology annotation, cellular component: post-mRNA release spliceosomal complex.